Molecule: messenger RNA, 486 nt
Organism: Durio zibethinus
Lineage: Eukaryota; Viridiplantae; Streptophyta; Magnoliopsida; Malvales; Malvaceae
Product: mitogen-activated protein kinase kinase kinase 20-like
Biological process (GO): protein phosphorylation; signal transduction
Molecular function (GO): protein kinase activity; ATP binding
Source: RefSeq, a predicted model, not a curated record
AUGCUGCUUGAAGGGGUUCGGGAUAUUCAUCAUAGAGGCUUUGUUCAUUGUGAUCCAAACCCAGAAUAUAUCCUUGUUUUUCCUUCUUAUCAAAAUGGUUCCAUUUGCAGACUGAAGAUUAUUGAUUUUGGCCAGGUUAGGCAACCUAGAGAAAGACAUCAUAUGCCAGAUCCUGGAGUGUCAACUUUUCCAGGUACAGCAGUUUACUUGUCACCAGAAUCUAUUAUUUAUGGACACAUCAAUACUGCCUUAGAUAUAUGGUCCAUAGGGUGCAUUGUUCUUGAGAUCAUUACUGAAAAACUAUCAUGGAAAGAUCAGAACCCAAUGGAUUUGGCCAUCAAGAUUGGAUUUUUGAGAUAUCUGCCAAAAAUACUGAAAACCAUGUCAAGCACAGGGAAAGAUUUCUUGAUGAAGUGUCUUCAAAGGGAUCCUAGUAAAAGGUGGACUGCUGAUAUGCCUUUAAGCCAUCCAUUUCUCCUUCCAUGA